Molecule: messenger RNA, 1425 nt
Organism: Penicillium salamii
Lineage: Eukaryota; Fungi; Ascomycota; Eurotiomycetes; Eurotiales; Aspergillaceae
Source: the annotation of a GenBank genome assembly
AUGGAUCCCCAGGCUGCUCAGCGCAUAGGUCCCAAUGGACCUUUGCUGCUGCAGGACUUCCAUCUGAUCGACCUGCUGGCACACUUCGAUCGCGAGCGCAUCCCAGAGCGUGUGGUCCAUGCCAAAGGCGCUGGCGCCUAUGGUGAAUUCGAGGUCACCGAUGAUAUUAGCGAUAUUACCACCAUCGACAUGCUCAAGGGAGUCGGCAAGAAGACCAAGAUGCUCACUCGAUUUUCGACCGUUGGAGGUGAAAAGGGAUCCCCCGAUAGUGCGCGGGACCCCCGUGGAUUUGCCAUGAAGUUCUACACCGAGGAGGGUAACUGGGAUUGGGUGUUCAACAAUACCCCCAUUUUCUUCUUGCGCGACCCUGCCAAGUUCCCCAUCUUCAUCCACACCCAGAAGCGCAACCCACAGACCAACUUGAAGGAUGCAACCAUGUUCUGGGAUUAUCUGUCCACCCACCACGAAGCUGUCCACCAGCUGAUGCACCUGUUCAGUGAUCGUGGUACCCCCUACUCGUACCGUCACAUGAACGGCUACUCCGGCCACACUUACAAGUGGAUCAAGCCAGACGGCACCUUCAACUAUGUUCAAAUCCACUGCAAAACCGACCAGGGCAACAAGACUCUCAACAACGACGAAGCCACCAAGCUAUCCGCCGAGAACCCAGACUGGCACACCCAGGAUCUCUUCAACGCCAUCCAACGCGGCGAGAACCCCUCCUGGACCUGCUACGUGCAAACCCUCAGCCCCGAGCAAGCCGAGAAAUUCCGCUGGAACGUCUUCGACCUGACCAAAGUCUGGCCCCAAAAGGAGGUCCCCCUCCGCCGCUUCGGCCGAUUCACCCUCAACCAAAACCCGCAGAACUACUUCGCCGAAAUCGAACAAGCAGCCUUCUCCCCCUCCCACAUGGUCCCCGGCGUUGAACCCUCCGCCGACCCCGUCCUCCAAAGCCGCCUCUUCUCCUACCCAGACACCCAGCGCCAUCGCCUAGGCAGCAACUACGACCAAAUCCCCGUCAACUGCCCCCUCCAAGCCUUCAACCCCACCCACCGCGAUGGCCCCAUGACCGUCAACGGCAACUACGGCGCCAACCCCAAUUACCCAUCCACCUUCCGCCCGCUGGCCUACCAGCCCGUCCCGGCUAGCCAGGAACACGAGAAGUGGACCGGUGCCGUCCUCGCCGAGCAAUACCCUGUCACCUCUGAGGAUUACGUCCAGGCCAAUGACCUGUGGCAGGUCCUUGGUCGGACGCCUGGUCCACAGGAGAAUUUUGUCACUAAUAUCUCUGGCCAUCUUUGUGGCGCGGAGGAGCGUGUUCGCAGGGCUACGUAUGAUAUGUUCCGUCGCGUGAAUCCGGAUCUCGGUGCCCGGAUUCAGUCCGCCACUGAGGCGAAUGUGUCUGCGCCGUCGGCUCGUCUGUAG